AUGUCCAACCAGCAAGUGGGCACCGUAUUCGAGAAGGUCAUCCAGGAAGUCUGUGACGCUUCCGUGGUCGAUUUCGAAGAGAGUGGUGUUGAUCAAAAGACGUUGAAUGAUCUAAAAGACACCUGGCAGAAAAAGCUUUCAUCCGUGAACGUUGCUUCUUUCCCCUGGGAUCCUGCCCCCCAACCAAUCCAAGCCCCCGCUCUUCCUCCACAAGCUACCGUCCCGUCUAAUGCUCCUCGAGCUCCCCCUCAGCAACAUGUUCAGCAACAUGUUCAACAACAUGUCCCCGUCUCUAUGCAGCAUGCUCCUCAAUCUCUCCCCGCCCAAGUAGCGCCGAUGGGCGCCCCUCGGAUCAAGACCGAGCCUGGGUCAAAUAUGCCGAUGGGCAUGCCUCCCAUGCAUCAGGUACCUCACCAGAUGUCUGGACAGGCACCCAACUCUCAGUCAGCUCGUGAUCGCGCUGCAAGCCAUAUCCAGUCCAAAUUUGGUGCUGCAGCUUCCAACUCCGUGAGCCAGCUCCAGGCCCACCCUCACGCACAGCAGCAGUACCCCCAGAUGCAUGCCAACGGCCAAAUGCCCCAUAUCAAACAAGAACCCGGUUAUCCCUCUAUGGGACACAGUCAAACCGACGGUGCUGGCGAUUCGCUGGCUGACUGGAAGGCCGAGGUCGCUCGUCGGAGAGAGGCAGCUCAGAACGGCCAAGGUGAUCGCAUGCUUCGCGAGCACCUCAAUCAACAGAUGCUCGGUAUGGAAGGUGGCGGUCUUCUCCGUCCCUUGAGUGAGCAGAAAAUCUCGACGCCGGCAUCGCGGCAUGCGGUCGCAUGUCUCAAAGAAGCAACUGCAUUGCAAUCAUCCGCUGCUGCACCCAGAGUGCCUGGUCAAUACGACGGUGCCGAGGACCUUCCCCAAGAAGAGGAGGACGAAGAUGCCAUCAAUUCUGAUCUCGAUGAUCCUGAUGACCUUAUUGCUGAUGAUCACGAUGCCGACGAAUCAGAAGGUCAGGUCAUGCUGUGCACAUACGACAAGGUUCAGCGUGUCAAGAACAAGUGGAAGUGCACUUUGAAGGACGGCAUUCUGACCACUGGUGGCAGAGAAUACGUUUUCCACAAGGGCCAAGGCGAGUUCGAAUGGUAA
This is a messenger RNA of Penicillium atrosanguineum, 1134 nucleotides long. RefSeq names its product transcription initiation factor IIA large subunit. The coding region runs from base 1 to 1134 and encodes 377 amino acids. The record is from RefSeq and is a predicted model, not a curated record. Gene Ontology annotation, biological process: transcription by RNA polymerase II; transcription initiation at RNA polymerase II promoter. The transcript has 4 exons. Gene Ontology annotation, cellular component: transcription factor TFIIA complex. Lineage: Eukaryota; Fungi; Ascomycota; Eurotiomycetes; Eurotiales; Aspergillaceae.